GGCUGCCUUCAGUGAUACCUCAGCUCAGGAGCUCAGUGCCUUAAGGACUCUUUACUUACGCACUGACUGCUUGACUGUAUGUCUGUGAAUCAUAGCAGAUGUUUUCCCACACCUGACUCUGACUCUCUGACUCUCAGGUUCUUUCUCUUUAUUUUUCCUCUGCUAUGUCUUUAUCAGCUGGGUUGCAUAACACAAAGUUGCGGAUUCCGGGACACGAGGAUAGAAGUCAAAUUAGCUGGUGUGGGAAAACGAUCAGCUGUUGACACAUCUCCAUCACCUUAAGCAAGGUUGGGAUUUGGACACAUGACCUGGCACCGUCAGCCAUAAAAGCCUGUGUUCGGCUCUGCCAUGUUCACAUUGUCAGUCAUGAUGAGGGGGCUGCUCGCACUCACCGCGCUGUUUGUGGCCGUUCUUGGCAAGGAGACGUUUGAGGGACAUCAAGUGCUUCGCAUUGUUGCAAAGGAUGACGUCCAGCUGUCUCUUAUCAAGGACCUGGAGAGCAUUAUUGAGUUUGAGCUGGACUUCUGGAGGGAGGUGACUGAUGUGAAAACUCCUAUUGAUGUCAGAGUUCCCAACCACAGCCUGCAGUCCGUCAAAAUUUACCUGGAGACUCAGGACGUUGAGUACGUCAUCAUGAUUGAUGACCUACAGGCUGUGCUGGAUGAUGAGCAGGAGGAGAUGGAGUUGGCUACUCGUGUCGCUGAGCCCAGAAACACUGACAGCUUUGACUUCUCCAGGUACCACACCAUCAGUGAGAUCUACAGUUUCCAGGACAUGCUGGUGGCUGAGAAUCCCAACCUGGUCAGCAAGAUAGUGAUUGGUCAAAGCUACGAGGGUCGUCCCCUGAAUGUGCUUAAGUUUAGCACUGGUGGAACCAACCGGCCCGCCAUUUGGCUCGACACUGGAAUCCAUUCCAGAGAGUGGGUCACUCAGGCCAGCGGCACCUGGUUCGCAAAAAAGAUUGUGACUGAUUAUGGACGUGACCCCGCUCUCACUGCCAUCCUCAACAAGAUGGACAUCUUUCUGGAGAUUGUGACCAACCCUGAUGGCUUCUCCUACACACACACCACUAACCGGAUGUGGCGUAAGACAAGGAAGCCGAACUCUGGCUCCAGCUGUGUGGGGGUCGAUCCCAACAGGAAUUGGGAUGCUGGUUUUGGAGGAGCUGGUGCCAGCAGCAACCCCUGCUCAGAGACCUACAGAGGACCCAGGGCUAAUUCUGAGUCUGAGGUCAAGUCCAUUGUGGACUUUGUGAAGUCCCACAAUAACAUCAAGGCCUUUGUCUCCAUCCAUUCCUACUCCCAGAUGCUCCUGUACCCCUACGGCUACACCAGGACUCCAGCCAAGGACGAAGUUGAGCUGAACAAACUGGCUAAGAAGGCUAUCACUGACCUGGCCUCCCUGUACGGCACUAGCUACAGAUAUGGCAGCAUCAUCAACACCAUCUACCAAGCUAGCGGUGGCACCAUUGACUGGACCUACAACCAGGGCAUCAAGUACUCCUACACCUUCGAGCUGAGGGACACCGGCCGUUAUGGCUUCAUUCUGCCAGCCAAUCAGAUCAUUCCCACCGCCCAGGAGACUUGGCUGGCUCUCAUGGCUAUCAUGGAUCACACCUUCAAGAACCCCUACUAAUGUGUAUGUGUGUACAAGUGGAAACCCCUGUUGAGAGGAUAUUAUUGGCAAAUGUCACCUUUAAAAUGUCAUCUUUAAGACACCAUCAUCAUACUUGAUACAUACAUUACUUUUUAGACACAGCAAUAACCACAAACAGACAAAUAAAUGAGCACACUAGAAAACUGCAGGUUCCAUGUCUUUAUGAUUUUAUGCCUUUUAAAUUGGAUGCAUGUUGGACACAAAUGUAUGCACGUUUGCUCUUCUACAUUCCACACCCAUAAAUAAAUACAUACAAUGCAGUAAA
Micropterus salmoides (largemouth bass) is the source of this 1921-nucleotide messenger RNA. Its product is annotated as carboxypeptidase A1-like. The record is from RefSeq and is a predicted model, not a curated record. Lineage: Eukaryota; Metazoa; Chordata; Actinopteri; Centrarchiformes; Centrarchidae. Gene Ontology annotation, biological process: proteolysis. Gene Ontology annotation, molecular function: metallocarboxypeptidase activity; zinc ion binding. The transcript is spliced from 12 exons. Bases 349 to 1635 code for a protein of 428 amino acids.